AUGCAACCAUUAGCUUAUGCAAUGACAAUUAUUCAAUCUUCUUCCAUUAUAUUAGCAGAUUGUUAUCUUAUCUUAUCAUGUCUUCGUUUAACAACAGAUAAAUUUGUUGUUAAUACAGAAACACAAGCAUUUGGUAAAUUUGUUGGCAAGGUGGUCGAUAUUCGAUUAAAAGAAUUCCACAAUGACUUAUAUUUAAGUGCUUAUUAUCUUCAUCCAAAAUAUUGUAGUGCUGGUAUGCUUACUGUUGGUCGGUCGGCCGUAUAUCGUUGUUUGGCUGAAUAUAGCAAACAAAUUGGAAACAAUUUAGCAACAACAAAAAUGUUAUCAGUUCUUUACAAAGAUGAUACAUCAGAAUCUUGGUGGUCCAUGAUAAAUGAUAAUACACAUAAAAAUUCAUUAUCCAAUAUUUCAUUACGAAUAUUUUCAAUUACACCUCAUUCGGUCAUGCCAGAGCGAUUAUUUUCUAUUUUAGACUGGCAUCAUACCAAACGUCGUAAUCGUCUGAAUCCAUUUACACUUGAAGCAAUUGAUAAAAUACAUACAUUUUAUAAAAAUUGA
This is a messenger RNA of Rotaria sordida, 558 nucleotides long. The record is from the annotation of a GenBank genome assembly. Lineage: Eukaryota; Metazoa; Rotifera; Eurotatoria; Philodinida; Philodinidae.